AUGGGAAAGAGGUUGCAAAGUCAAACAAGCUAUGUUUGUUCUUUUUCUGAUUGUGAAGCUACGUUCAGUAAGUCAUGGAGGCUAGAGGCUCACCUUUGCAAACACACGGGAUUGAAACCUUUCUCCUGUGAGAACUGCGACAAGAGCUUUUGCACUCGCCAUCAACUCACCAGACAUGAGCUCAGUCACAGUGGGGAGAAACCACACAAGUGUCUGGCUGAUGGAUGCUCUGAGGCCUUUGUGACAAAUGCCAGCCUGAAAAACCACAUGGCUCGAGUCCACCAGCACCAGGAAAAGCGAUAUAAAUGUGACCAUCAAGGCUGCAGCAAGGAUUUCAACAAGAAGUACCAACUGAAAGCCCAUAUGUGUGAGCACCAGCAGAUUCUGCCUUUUCAUUGUACUUUCAGUGAAUGCACAAGAGAAUUUCCCAGCCGUGGAAAACUGAAGCAUCAUGAGAAAGUGCAUGAAGGUUACCCUUGUGAGGAUGAAAUGUGUCCCUUCCUUGGAAAAACCUGGACAGAAUAUGUGAAUCACAGAAAAGAACACAAAGUUAAGGUGCCGUGUGUAGCAUGCAAAAGGCAGUUUAACAACGCCUGGUUCUUGCAACAGCACGAGCUGCGCGUUCACUCUGGGGAGAGGAGGAUGUUUUUGUGUCCCAGAGAAGGUUGUGACAAAAAGUUCACCCGUCGCUUCCACUUGGAAAGUCACGUACUAGUAGAUCAUGAGGGGAAGAAGCCCAUCAGCUGUGCCUACGCUGGCUGUGGGAAGAGCUUUGCCAUGAAGAAGCUGCAUCCUAAAAAGAAUCAGCCCUUGCGGAUGGCACAGCAGGUCAGACUGACAGCUGCAGCCAAUCAAGCGGAGGCCAGCAAGCUCGCUGCAAAGCUGUGCAAUAUAACUUUACAGGAUAAAAAAUCUUGA
Messenger RNA from Stegastes partitus (bicolor damselfish), 918 nucleotides. It is a transcript of the gene gtf3ab, whose product is annotated as general transcription factor IIIA, b. The record is from RefSeq and is a predicted model, not a curated record. Lineage: Eukaryota; Metazoa; Chordata; Actinopteri; Pomacentridae. Gene Ontology annotation, cellular component: nucleus. The coding region runs from base 1 to 918 and encodes 305 amino acids. The transcript has 8 exons.